This is a messenger RNA of Anopheles gambiae (African malaria mosquito), 1412 nucleotides long. Its product is annotated as SREBP regulating gene protein. Lineage: Eukaryota; Metazoa; Arthropoda; Insecta; Diptera; Culicidae. The transcript is spliced from 2 exons. Bases 241 to 984 code for a protein of 247 amino acids. The record is from RefSeq and is a predicted model, not a curated record. Gene Ontology annotation, biological process: positive regulation of SREBP signaling pathway.
AAAGGCACGUUUGUUUACAUUCAUCUUGCCGUGGCGUAUAGUGCGUGUUUCGCGUAUUGUUACGGGCAGCAGGGUGUCGGGGUGCUUCAACAAGAAACAGGCGCGGACAAACAGACCGUCUCGUCCUUUCGCGGUGUGUUCCGCCCGAUUAUGAGCGUCCCGGGUGCGGCGGGAAGCUCGGUGUGCCGGUAAAACGUCAACAGCGACCGAGGCACGGCUAGGCAUGCCAGGCCCGCCAGGAUGUGUUAUGUCGUGAUCGCAAAGUUCAUCCGUCGGCGGCUGGUGCUAGCGAUAAUCUUUCUUCUUUCCCUGUCCUACUGCAUGGUGCACCUGAUACGAAAGAGCAACAACCUCAGCCUGAACGGGGACUAUCUGCAGACGCAGCUGCUGCUGCGCAAAAACAUUAUCUGGACCAAAGUGCGGCACACCGGGCAGCCGGGUGCACUGGGGGCGGAGGUUCUGCCUGCCGGCACGGCCAACGAAACCGACGACCAGCCAGCCCAGCCGGCCAGCUGCCGAAAUUCGAUCCAAGGCCGGUCGCUGCUCGUCGAUGACCGUGGGUACGUGUGCCCGCGGGCCGACCUGCUCGCGAACGGCUGCUGCAGCGCUGGGAGCGGCGGCACCACGGCGAACGCGGACGCAGGCCGGCUCUUCCCGUGCCGCACCUGUCUGCCGAACCGCUGCUGUGCCGUGUACGAGUACUGUGUGGCGUGCUGCCUGAACCCGGACAAGGUACGCAGGGCCGUGCUUUCUCCCCUCUGUGUCCGCAUUCAUUGUAUCACACCGUAUUUCAUGUACCGUUUUGCCGUUUUAGCGACCGAUCCUGGAGGAGGUGCUGGCCAAAGCGAACGGCCGACAGGUGGCCCUGUACGCGGAGGUGACCGACCAGUUCGAGCUGUGCCUGACCAAGUGUCGCACCAACUCGCAGUCGGUGCAGAACGAGAACAAGUACCGGAAUCCGGAACAGAAGCACUGCUACGGUGAGAUGAGCGAGGCGGCGUGGGCUUCCGCAAGCGGCAAGGACGCGCAGAAACCGCUCCCGGACGAUCCGUGAGGGAACGCAGGACCGUAGGAAGGCAAAAAACAAAAACGAAAGCUAAGCGAUAGGUUAAGUGUGAAAAGUCAAUUUUAUAUUACACACUGAUACGCACAUAUGCACACAUUCACACACAUGCGCUCGCGCUCUACUAGGCGCCAUUAGUGUGCUUUUUGUUGUUGUCAUCCGUCCACUACUGGCUGGCCGUUUUGUGUAUUCCCCUCCUCGCCACUCUUUAGAGAAAAAGGGAUGCGGACGUGGAAAACUAUGCGCUCAUGUGUGUGUGUCUGUGUUAAUGUGCGUGUGAAUGUAUGGCUAAAAUAAAGACAACCCCGUGUAUUUGUUAGAAGAUAAAUCCUUAACAGCAAAAACCAAA